Messenger RNA from Oikopleura dioica, 621 nucleotides. NCBI's taxonomy places the organism in Eukaryota, Metazoa, Chordata, Appendicularia, Copelata, Oikopleuridae. The record is from the annotation of a GenBank genome assembly.
AUGUCUGCUCCAGGCUGCUCUCUUCCCGCCUUUACCUGCUCAUAUCAUGGCCCAAAGCACAUAGCCGACGAAAGGCUUGUGACAGGAGACCUUAUCUGCAAAAUAUGCGGACUUGUCGUAGGAGAAAGAUGCCCACCACUCAACCCAGAAAAAUCAAUGCGAGUGACGGCCAUCAAACCAAACGAAAACUUGCCAAAAACUUUCACCCGGAAUAACGAAGAAACAGGGGACGAAUGCAUCAUAUCAAACGAGGCCCAACUAUCCAACCGCGAGAAAAAUAGGUUACAAACUGUCCUUCGGGAAUGUGAAGACCUCAUCGAAGAAGCAGGAGCCCGAUUGAUAUACUCAGGACUCACUAAUACAAAACUACGAGCUUACGAACUCAUCAAAAAGCUAUACCUCAAAGAAAAACAGGGAACAACUUGGUACUUCCACCGCCAAAAUCGCGCAGAACCCGUGGCAAUAGCGGCGUGCCUCUACCUGGCCAGUAAGCAAGAGAACUGCGACCUGAGCUUGGAAGAAAUCUGCCAGGCAACUGGCACCUCUCCCCCUAAUCACCCAGAGAAUGAUUCGCAAAUUCGAUACCUUCCUCAGAACAGCAAAAAUCGACGCACACAUUAA